AUGGCCUCAAAUACUGAUAACUGCUGUCCUUGUCAAAACAGGGGAAAAUGCAAGAGCUGUGAAUGUAAACAAAGGGGAUGUACAAACUGUGCAAAUCCCUGCUGCCAGUUUAAAACAGGAUCAACUGAACCGAUACGUCAUCAUCCAUAUGCGCAUAGCAGUGCAAGGAACCGUGUUAAAGAAGAAGUAGGACAAAGUGCAAACCAGGUUAUGGAAGCUGCCUCUAUGCCUGAAAAUGCAAGGGAUGAAGCAGAUUGUGUUUCACUGUUGACUUUAGUGGACAGAAUGGGGAAUAAUGAAGUUCGGGAGAGACUGAAAGCAGCAACUUUGGCAGAGCCAAACUUCAUUAGACCUUUUCUAAUUGGACAGCAGAGGGAUGCUGGGCAGGUUCCCAGGGGCUCAACUUCAAAUCCAGUUUGGUGUACAUGUGGAAGAUGUCAAAUUUUUGAUGACCCCCGCAUGAACAUCUGCUGCAGACAGUCUCAAUGUAUCACAUCAAAAGCCGAAUUUCGAAAUCUGUGUUUGAGACAUGAUGUGCUGGAGAUUGCCAACAUUUUGAAUUGGAGCUACCGCACCAACCAGGACCCAAGUUUCAGCGGCUCCACAUUUAGAAACCAAGCCUACAGAAACUUUAUUUUGUGGCAGCAUGGUCGUUUAGGUGCUGGGAGACGAAUCCCUGUACCAGCCUGUGUCUGUCGGACAGUGCGCCAGAGAUUUCCAGAGCCCAGUGGACAAUACACUGGCUACCACUCUGCACACUCAGAUUCCGAAUAAAUAUUGAUAAAAUC
Molecule: messenger RNA, 788 nt
Organism: Ostrea edulis (European flat oyster)
Lineage: Eukaryota; Metazoa; Mollusca; Bivalvia; Ostreida; Ostreidae
Exons: 4
Coding region: 1-774 (257 amino acids)
Source: RefSeq, a predicted model, not a curated record